CGUCAUAUUAAAGCGACGGCGUUGGCAGCUCCUUAAAGAAACAUCGCGUGCCAGUGGUUUCUGAAAGAGGGAAACUACAGAUCCACUAAAAUGUCUGUUUUUCAUGACGAAAUCGAAAUAGAAGAUUUUGAAUAUGACGAAGACACAGACACUUACUAUUACCCUUGUCCUUGUGGAGAUAAAUUUGCAAUUACAAAAGAAGAUUUGGAGAACGGUGAGGAAGUAGCGACGUGUCCCAGCUGUUCCCUUAUAGUUAAAGUCAUCUAUGACCAGGAAGACUUCAUGAGUGGGGAAGUUAUAGAAGCACCUACUACAGACAGGAGGCUGGAGCUGACCCAGAGUUGACGGCCUCGACUCAAUUAGGCCUCCACCUGUUUCCAUAUGAGACAAGAUUAACUUAUUCAUGGAUGUAUGCACGCAGAGGUGCCAGGUGACCUCUAGCUCAGGUGAUGGACAUGAUAUCACCACGUCGGUUGACAAGACAAACACAGGACUGCCAUUUUUGCACAACCUUCUUUUAAAUUCGUUUUUUGGAAGCUAUUUAUUUUUUUAUAGUAUAUAUAAAGCCCUCUGUACACCUUGAAAA
Messenger RNA from Clupea harengus (Atlantic herring), 586 nucleotides. RefSeq names its product diphthamide biosynthesis 3 (gene dph3). NCBI's taxonomy places the organism in Eukaryota, Metazoa, Chordata, Actinopteri, Clupeiformes, Clupeidae. The record is from RefSeq and is a predicted model, not a curated record. Gene Ontology annotation, molecular function: metal ion binding. Gene Ontology annotation, biological process: protein histidyl modification to diphthamide.